UCAAAUACAUCUGGGUUUUCCUUUGGAGCCGCGGCACAAUCGACACCCAUCAUUCUCGUUUGGAAACACAGCACAGACAACGCCUUCUUUGUCAUUUGGAAAUGCAGCGCAAUCAACGCCUUCCCUCUCAUUUGGAAACGCCGCACAGUCUAAGCCGGCAUUCUCGUUUGGAGCAACAGCACCAGCGUCCAAUCCGGCAUCUACUCUCCAAAUUUCUUUUACUCAACCACAGCAAAAUCAAUCUACAUUUGGAGGAAAUGCGAAUAUACCCAGCCAACAACAAGACAUGCAGACUUGGCAACAGCUAGCGCUAAUAAAGGCAAAGUGGGACACCAAAUCACCCCUCUGUUAUUUCAAGCAUUUCUUUUAUAAUAUGGUUCAUCCUAAUGAGGUUCACCGAUAUGCUAAACCAGCCGAUAUUGAUCCUUAUUUAUGGGCAGAGGCAAUGCGCAACAAUCCGGACCCAACUUGGACAGCAAUCAACCAAAAAAUUGAGCAAAUUCAACGGAAACAUAUCCUGGAGACAAUGACACGAUUAGCCGAACAUAAAAGACGGCACAUAGACCUUACUCAAAGAACAAUACAGUUCAUGAAGAACUCGCAACUUUUGCGAAGCAAGGGAUUCCCUAUUCAAAUUGAUGAGGACAAGCUGAGGCUUCAGUUAGAAAAGGCGGAAAUGGAGUUGCAGAGAUCAGCACAGUUUAACGAAAACUUGAACCACUUGUGGAAUCAAGUGCAAGAUGUACGUGAGAACCAAAGGGACACGGUGCUGACGGAAAAAUGGGCUUUAACAAGCGAAAAGGACGUUCACGCAAUAUCUGAAAUAUUGAGCAGUCAGCAUGAUGGUUUAGCGCACGUUAUUUCAAUAUGCCAUUCGGACAUGAAAGACCUGGAUGCCAUGAUUAGUGGUGUCAAUGCCAAGCUGAGCCAAACUGUUGGACAAUAAUGACUUUGAUGGUAUCUGAUGAAAUUAAAAAAACAUUUAACCUAAGUUUCAACAAUACAAGCUUUAUGCUUGAAAUGCUGAAGGCAGACUUUUUUUUUUUUACAAUCUCUCAGCUAACAGUUUAUUUCAUUUGUAUUUACUCGGCAUUUGAGCCCAAUCAACUCCAACCUCAUACUUGCAUAUUACCAAUCCUGCUAUGCAGACUCUUAUGCUGUUGUGCAUAACGAGGAACAGAGUUUCAGCCAAUUAACUUUGAUUUCAAUAGCAACAGCUGGCUUCCGUCACACA
Umbelopsis ramanniana AG is the source of this 1234-nucleotide messenger RNA. RefSeq lists its product as uncharacterized. Bases 287 to 946 code for a protein of 219 amino acids. Gene Ontology annotation, cellular component: nuclear pore central transport channel; nuclear pore. Lineage: Eukaryota; Fungi; Mucoromycota; Umbelopsidomycetes; Umbelopsidales; Umbelopsidaceae. The record is from RefSeq and is a predicted model, not a curated record. The transcript has 8 exons. Gene Ontology annotation, molecular function: structural constituent of nuclear pore. Gene Ontology annotation, biological process: nuclear pore organization; NLS-bearing protein import into nucleus; protein localization to nuclear inner membrane.